This is a messenger RNA of Daucus carota subsp. sativus, 724 nucleotides long. RefSeq names its product heavy metal-associated isoprenylated plant protein 12-like. The transcript is spliced from 4 exons. NCBI's taxonomy places the organism in Eukaryota, Viridiplantae, Streptophyta, Magnoliopsida, Apiales, Apiaceae. The record is from RefSeq and is a predicted model, not a curated record. Bases 20 to 514 code for a protein of 164 amino acids. Gene Ontology annotation, molecular function: metal ion binding.
CAAAUUUAGAAUAUAAUUUAUGAAAUUCAUAUGCAUGUAUAUAUUUACACAUGGGUUUGUUUGCUCUUUUACUAAACUAGCUCAUAUUUCACAAUUUGGCAUCGCUGUGACUUCUUCCAAACCAAACCAUAUCCAGGAAAUGAAGAAAAUGGUAGUGAAAUUGGAGAUAUAUGAAGACAAAGAGAAGACCAAGGCCAUGAACGCAGUUUCCAGACUCUCAGGAGUCGAUUCCAUAUCUAUUGAUAUGAAAGACAAGAAACUCACAGUAGUUGGCGACGUUGAUCCGGUUGUUCUGGUGAAGAAACUGAAGAAACUGUGUCAUGCCGAAUUAUUGUCAGUUGGUCCAGCAAAAGAGCCUGAAAAAAAGAAGGAUGACAAGAAAGACGACGAUAAGAAGAAAGAGCAACAAAUUCAAGAUCUUCUCAAGGCCUAUCAGAAUCACAAUCCUUAUGUUAUGCACCAAUAUGUUCAUCACAGUGCUGAGGAGAAUCCAAAUGCAUGUGUUAUAUCUUAAUGGUAAGAUUAUGAUGCAUAUGAGUUUGAUAUCAACUUAAGUUCCCAAAUGCGAUGAAAAUAUAUGAGAUACUGCAUGAGUGAUUAGUAAAAGUUAUUUAGGUAAUGGAAAUAUAGUAUGUGUAGACAUACAUAUGAUGUAUUCAGUGUGUUGGAAUGAUAUGUGAUUAGUAGAAUUUCAGAGUUGUGAUAAUUUUAGUGUAGUUCAGUU